Messenger RNA from Sycon ciliatum, 1622 nucleotides. RefSeq lists its product as uncharacterized. The coding region runs from base 256 to 975 and encodes 239 amino acids. NCBI's taxonomy places the organism in Eukaryota, Metazoa, Porifera, Calcarea, Leucosolenida, Sycettidae. The transcript has 10 exons. Gene Ontology annotation, cellular component: intraciliary transport particle A. The record is from RefSeq and is a predicted model, not a curated record.
CCAAGUCGUGGAAUGGCGAACAAAACUAACUAACUUCAAACUCUGAGAACGAGCAGUGAAGCUCCGAAGUGGCCAGUUUGGCGUUCAGCGGAUGCGGCGCGAGGUUAGCUGUCGGAGAGCCAGCGCUAAUAUAUUAUAACGGAUAAGCUGGCUCUGACGCCCUUUCCGUCACUGGGCCUGCGAAAACUCCUACCUGCGUCGGGCGUUCAGCACGCCGUCGGAAGUGACGCUUCCAGCCGAGAAGCAGCUGGGAGCAUGAGCGGACUCGGCGGUAUGCUCGGCGGUCGCCUGAAAUCCGCCAAAGCUAUAACAAAGGGUCGUCGUGCCAAGAAGCAACAGGCAGAAGAAGCAGCUGAACAGCAGGUUGAGCAGCAGCCUGCACAGCCCAACGAUGGACCAGCGCCGCGGCUCUCAUUCAAGGGCCCAUCUCAGCAUGGCCUUAGAGAGUCGGAGUCAUCAGCAGCAGAUGCGGCAAUGGAAAGUCCCGAUGCAGGAACAGUGCCGCCGAAGAAGGUCGCCGUCUGGGGCAGCAGUAGCAAAAAGCAGGCGGCGCAGAAGGCUGCUGAUAGUGCGGCGGAAGAGCAGCGGAGAUUCCGAGCAUCAGCUGAGGAGGUGGAGGAAAUCCUGGAUGCCAUUCCAGUAAUUCGGGAAGCCGAUGUUCCCUCGCCCGGCAGGGAUGAAGGCGUGGCACAUGCUCCAGGCGUGACAAAUAUCCUGGACACGUAUCGCGUUCUCGACCGGGAACUUAUCGCGCAGCAAGUCUCCUGGAACGUGGGAGGUCAGGAUGGACAGGAUCUGAGUGUUUUGGCCAAUGCCGUCAUGCUUCCAAAGGCACAAUGUCAAGUGGACUGGAAAGCUGAGGAUUGGAACACGCUCAUGACCAGCGUCAAGUCGGACGAGGCAGAUGCACUGCAGGCGAGCGGCGUAUUGACGCCGCCGGAACCACUAUCGCCAUUGCUGCCACCGCCGUUGUGAAGUGGAACAACGACUGACAGUCCACCUCUGUGCUGAUACUGCUGUUCCACGGAGAAUGUACGUGCUGGCGAUUCACAUGAUUUCCACGCGGCAAGCCUAGCUCCAUGUGCUUCUGUGGGUUUGGCAUAGUCACGCUACAGACGAUCACAAACUUCCUGGAAAUUGGUCCUAAUCCAAGGGGCACCAUGUGAAUCCGUAGAAAAGCUAGCAGAUGACAGCGUUCUAUAGCUCUGUGUUUUUUUUCCUUAAAUCGCCACACUAGUCAAGACAACCGGAGGGAUCGUAUCCCUGUUCUAUUUGUACCUGGAAGGUCGCAAUAUCUGAGAUAUAUACUUCACUCUUCAGAGCCAUUUUGAGUGUGUAACAUUUUAACGGUGUGUUUAUGUGUGUCCGUGUGUCCGUGUGUGAGUGUGUGUGUGUGUGUGUGUGUGUGUGUGUGUGUGUGUGUGUGUGUGUGUGUGUGUGUGUGUGUGUGUGUGUGUGCUCUUCUUGCUGGACAGAAGGUCUAUAUCAUAACUUAAAAUUGCCGAAAAACUAUAUUAUUUUUGUCAUUCUGUUCUCUGAGACUCCAAGGGAAUUCGUCUUUUCCCAUUCACAGACUAUAUACAUGCGUCUUCUAAUUGAAAAAAAAGACUGAUCCCGGAGAA